CCUUAAUAAUAUUGUCCCAUAUGAUACCUAUUCCUUACUUAUAUUUUUUUGCAUUCUCAGCAUUGUCCAGCAGCUUCCAGUCGGGAGCAAGAGUGGUGCAACAAACCAUCAGAUGUUCAAGCCCAGGACAACCAGCAGGGAGAGAAUAUUUAUACAGAUCUGUCAAAAAUGCAAGGAAGGCCAUUUUCUCCAUGGGAACACUCAGGCCAUCAUAUGUCACAGACCCCUGCCAUACAACAAGAGUCUUCUGAGUGGUCAAUAUCUAACCAGACCCCAUAUAGCUUUCAGGAUACAAGACAAAGCCAACAGGUUCUACCUCAUGCACCUACAACACAACAAUGGCAAACAGGGUGGAACAUGCCCAAUACGUAUACAUGGCCAUCUCAGGAUACAAGACAAGGCCAGGAUGUUCUUUCUCAUACAAAUGCACCCACUGCACAACAGGGACCUUCAAGGCGGUUCAUCAAUAAUCAGUGCACACCUGUAGACAGAACAGUGUUAGAGGCACUGAGAGAGAUGGACCUGAAGAUUACUUACCUCACAUCACUUGUUGAGUCUUUUGUGGGUGGCCGCCGAAUUUUGCCCCCACAACAGGUCCAAGAUGAGGAGGAAAUGAAUAUUUUCCCCCUAAAUUCAAUGGAGACCCUAGAAGAUUUAGAGAAGAGGCUGUUGAACAAUGGACUGAAGCAGAGGAUGACCAACACGCUCUCACUAAGUGGAGGCCACACAAUGAAAAAGACAAUAUGGCGGAUUGCCAGCAAGGUCUUCACCCCCAACCUGGCAAAAAGCCUUAACUGGUGUGGCAGGGGAGACAAGCGAGGUUUAAAGCAGACAGCCUGUGGACAGCUUAUUAUUGCUGCCGCAGUGAAGAACCCAGCGCUACCAGCUCCCACGGAAGCAGAGGCUGAAAAAUGCCUAAAGGAUUACCUCCGCCUGGCAUCAGCAGGACGCUAAACUUUUAUUUAUGUUAAUUCCACAUGUUUGUUCCAUUCUUUAUUCUAUUGUUGAUUUUCUGUUAAAUAAACAUGUUAAAGGAAAAUUCCCUUUCACUUAAUUUUGUUUUGGGGUAAUAAUAUUAAUAAUAAUAUAAAUUAAUCACAUAAAAUUAUAUAGCAUAAUUUCUAUACAUCAUUUUUCCAGUGUAGAUUUCUGUUUGAGUCUGUAGGCUUCUUAAUGGCUCAU
Molecule: messenger RNA, 1182 nt
Organism: Pygocentrus nattereri (red-bellied piranha)
Lineage: Eukaryota; Metazoa; Chordata; Actinopteri; Characiformes; Serrasalmidae
Exons: 10
Coding region: 169-954 (261 amino acids)
Source: RefSeq, a predicted model, not a curated record